Messenger RNA from Epinephelus lanceolatus (giant grouper), 3363 nucleotides. It is a transcript of the gene tnfrsf11a, whose product is annotated as tumor necrosis factor receptor superfamily, member 11a, NFKB activator. Lineage: Eukaryota; Metazoa; Chordata; Actinopteri; Perciformes; Serranidae. The record is from RefSeq and is a predicted model, not a curated record. Gene Ontology annotation, biological process: ossification; lymph node development; response to interleukin-1. Gene Ontology annotation, cellular component: external side of plasma membrane. Gene Ontology annotation, molecular function: tumor necrosis factor receptor activity; cytokine binding.
GGUGAAAGCAGAAGGAAGAUGAGAGGAGAAGGAAGGUGGGAACUGCAGCUGCCUAACCGGGAAUGAAGGCGCAAGAAUGCCCUGUGAGACGGUGUGGAGGCUCCGCCACAUUUACGCACACAAGAAGAAGUGAUUUACUGUGAGGACAUCGGAAGAGGAAGAAUCGGAUCUUGGUGUUAAGAGGCUUUAUAUUGGCCGAGAAAGAAAAAGUUUGCCUCAGAAGUUGCCUUCAUCAAGCAGCAGAGAUGAGAUUGAACUUUUCUACAAGUUGGAUAGUCCGAGGCUGGAUAACAUGCGUCCUCGUCACCUUUUACGCACAGAAUGUGAUCUCCAAAUCUCUCCAGUGUGAUGAGACACAUUAUUUAAAGGGCUCCAGAUGCUGCAAGAAGUGUAAACCAGGCUUCCGUGUUUUUGACGACUGCACUGAUUCCCACGAGACUAAAUGUGUCAAAUGUAGCCGUGGUGAAUACCAGCCUGGGUGGACUGACAAGUCACGCUGUCUUCAGCAGAAGUUCUGUGACCCAGGUAAGGGUUUUAUGGACAGGCCUGAAAACUAUGAAGCAGAGGAGCCGUGUCGCUGCCGUCCUGGCUACCAAUGCUCCCUCAUCAACUGCGAGUACUGUGAGAGGAUACCCAACUGCAGUGCUGGGUAUGGACUCGAGGAGGACCUUGAGUCUACUAAUGGAAGAAAGACAUGUGUCGCAUGUAAGAAAGGCUUCUUCUCUGCUGACAACACUGCUGAACAAUGCAAGCAAUGGACAAAUUGUAAAGCUGAGGGCAGGAGUGAGACACAGCCAGGCAGCGCUCAGGCUGAUGCAGUGUGUGGACCACAAGUGUCUGGUGCAGCACCCUCCUGGGUUAUAGUUUCAGUGCUGUCAGUCAUCACUGUUCUGUGUCUACUCAUCCUGCUCCUGUUCUGCUACAAGGACAAACUCAAAUUGCUCUCCGUAAAUCUGCGAUCCUGUGUCCAGAAUCUGAAGAGGACGAGGAUACAACAGGAGACGCUGGCCCCUCUUUACCACAGUGCAGCGGGAGGAGGCCCUGGAGGCCCCAAAUGUACACCAUGUGAGACAACCAAACUCAUUUGCCAAGCACCCCACAGCCCUGCUGAUGAGCUCCCAUGCACCUUCCCCACCUCUGGUCCCGAUGUCAAGGUGUCACUACCCUUCACGGGGGAAAUGACAGAGAAAGAAGGGACGAAGGGGAAGACGAUGAUGGAGGACCAGAGCAAAGGGUCUGGAGAACCUCAGGAGGUGUCAGAGGAAGACGAAGUUGUGAGUGCAUCGCCCCUUUUGGCAGGCUCUUGCGUGUGUGUCAUUCCCGUCCGCGAGCCGUUGGAAGUAGGGGAGAAUGAGGACUGUAGCCAGGCUGUCAGCCCCGGGACUCCAGGGACCUGCUCAUGUGGAGGGCUGGAUGGAGAUGAGAGUGGGAAAGAGGAGAAAAGUGAGAGUGUAAGGGCAGACAGUGGUGGAGAAAAGGGUGAUGGAAAUCAAGAAAAGAUGGUUUUAUCCAAGUGCGAGACGGGUGUUGCAUCUCUUGUCUCCCUCUCUCCUCCACUCCUCCACACCUCCUCUGUAAUCCCUCCAUCCAGUCCACUCACUGAACUCUGCCUGCCGUUGUCUCAGGUGAGCCCAGAGUUCAAAUCUCACUUGACUGACAGGUCGCUGGGAAAACAGGAGGAAUUAUACAGACUGGCAAGCACAGACUCCACCUCAACAGAGAACAGUACGACCUCUGCAGUGACCUCGGUCAGUCCCUUGAUGACUUCCUCAUCUGUUGGAGAUCUCUACCUGGACAAGCCCCCAGAAGCCUCGAGCCUGGAGCAAGGCCAGGGACUUUCCUGGGGGGAUAGCAGGAGAAACAAGCUCUCUUCUGGGGAGUCGGAACUGGAGUGCUCACCUGAGAGUCUCCAUAGUCAGCUGGCUGAACCAACUCUUACCUCAGGUCAGGUGUCUGGGAACAACAACACCACCUUCAUCUCCAGCGGACAGGUGAUGAACUUCAGCGGGGACGUCAUCGUCGUCUACGUCAGCCAGACGUCGCUCGGCAGCGACGGCACGGGCCAGGACGAUGCCUUCGGGAGCCCCGUCCAGGAAGAGGCCAAUGAAACGGCCCCGUUUUUCCAGAGCAGCCUGAGGUCGCAAGGGGACUGCAUUUCGCAAAGCACCUUGCAAGACGAGACACUGCCAGUGCAAGAAGUGAUGGAGGAGUGGCCGCCCGGGAAGUGAAAAGUGACCGGCGGCUGUUUGUUUGUCAGGACAGUGAUCAUCUCUGUAGCCAGCAGACAUUGCAAAAAUGACUUCUGAUCAUUUCUGUUGGUUACUUUAUUUUAUAUAUCAAAGCUCCCAGUUAUAUUAUAAAAAUAAGUUAAUUAUAAAACACCAUUUGUCUGCCAUACCAGCUUUCUGUACAAGAACAAGGACAGGGAGGCUUUCAGAGAGCAACUCUUAGGGGUGUGAAGCUAUUGAUCAAUCCCUACAUCAUUUGCUUGGAAUGUAAACUUCUAUAACUUGUCUAUUUUCACACAUUAGUCACUGAAUCUUGCUUCAGGCAUCUCCAAAGUGCCCUUUUUCAUUUUCCAUUGGAAGACUGCAUGCUCUUUCAAACGGAAACUCCCUCCAGUCCAGACAAUGAUGGGGAAUUUUGUAGGGAAUUGGAUGUGGAACUGCAGUUCAGACUGGAAGAACGUCAUGUCUUUAUUGUUGAAUGGAAAUUUCAGCUGGGUCUUGCUACAGGAGAGUUAGUACAUUUUUUCAUGCCAUUCAAAAGCCCAGGUUAAAAUCCGGAGACUCCUCCUGUUUUUAACUGUUCUAAAUUUGACAUUUGGAUGAUUUCAAGAGUUUCCUUGCAUAACAAAAUAUCCACCAUGUGGAAAUGAUUGUGUUUGCUCUCACAAAAUCAUGCCAUGAAAGUAAAUAUUUGAACGGCAGAAAAUUCAAUCGACAAGCUACAUUAAGAUCUGGGAUUUCACUGAGUGAAUUUUUGUCUUUCUGUUUUUUUGUUUUGUUUUGGUUUGCAGGGUUUAACAAAAGCUAAUUUACAGUAAAGAGACACAUCCAGUUUUGGUACGACGCUUGUUUAUCCCAUAUGUAGACUUUUUUUUAUUCUCUUCUCAUUGCACCAGAAGUGCAGUUUGUGUGUAAGAAAAAAAUGCUAUGCAUUUGAUAAGCUAUUUUAUUAAUGGUUUGUUUUGUUUCAUUAUGUUUAAAUGUACAAGCCUUAAUGAAGAAAAGUAAAAAUGUCAGCCUGUUUAUAUUUUAAUUAAUUUCACAAAGUAGAUUGUAUAUGUAAUAUUUCAGAGGAUGCAUAUGUGAUCAAUGUUUGUAUAUAUUUCAAAAGAAGCAUUUGUGGAACAAGAAUGAA